Messenger RNA from Paramuricea clavata, 2266 nucleotides. NCBI's taxonomy places the organism in Eukaryota, Metazoa, Cnidaria, Anthozoa, Malacalcyonacea, Plexauridae. The record is from the annotation of a GenBank genome assembly.
CAGGAGGAAGGAUUUGCCCCUGGUGGAGCAAGCUUACAUAGCAUGAUGACACCACAUGGUCCUGAUAAAGAAUGUUUUGAAAAAGCAUCGAAUGUUGAGAAUCUAGUACCUGAAAGAGUUGCAGAUGGCACAAUGGUUUGUAUACGUCUCUAUUGUGGAGCCCACUUUUCAUUUGAACUCACCAGUGUAGCUAGCAUUCAAUGAUAACUAUCCUCAUUUUUGGUCGUAAUUACGCUGGUUUCUAUGUUAUUUUGACCCUAUUAAUGACAUCUAUCCAGGCUGUUGAGCUCGACAAACAAUGAACUUUUGUAAACCUUUACGUGAACCUCGAAGUUGUCUUUAUCUCUCUCGUCAGGUGGCGACGAAGACAGUUGCCUCACUUUUCCUAAUUCUCUUUGGUUUAGGCGUUCAUGUUCGAGUCGUGUCUAAGUUUGGCUGUUACAAAAUGGGCGGCAGAAACGUCAGAGAAACUGGACAAAGAUUACUACAAGGUCUGGUCUGAUAUUAAAAGUCAUUUUGAUCCAGAAUGGAAACCAGAGAAAGCUUAAAGACAUAGCAGUCGUGAGUAAAACAAAGUGGUAUAUAUGUAUGUAUCAGUAUUCUGUAUCAAAAUGCUCUAUUUAAUUAUAACUAAAGAUAAAAUAAUAUCUAAAGUAUAUUUUACGAAACAUUGGCAUAGAACAGCUAUACAUGGACGGAUUAAGUAACAUAAAGGAUAUGUCUUGGAAGAAAUGAUAAGUCAAGAAUUUUUAGACGUACUGUCAUGACAUUGUACUGAACAGGGUCGUUUGAGUAGAUUUAAUUAAUUGAGGCUAUGUGCACACGGGCGUCGUUUUGCAGCGUUUUGAAAAACGUUUUUGUCCGUAAAAUCGUUUUGACGCCGUAUUCGCACAGCCCAAAGGAAAAUAUCUCGGAUAUAUUAAAUAAAGUACAACUUCUGUCAUAAACUGAUAGUGUUUGUAUCCGUUUUAGCGUGAAAACACAAAUGAAAACGCUCGAAAACGUUACCGUGUGCACAUAGUCUGAAUCUUAAACUGUACAUGAAAACACGUUUCAAACAUCAUUAAUAAUUCAUAAGCUUAUUGGCUAAUAAAACACUGCUGCUCGUUUAUUAAACAGUACUAUAUUUUUUCGGAUCACAAACAAUGAAGAGGUAUAGUCCCAACGCGAUGUCAAUAACGAACAUCGAGCCAAAUGUCUGUUACAAAGGCUUUUGAAUAAAUGAAUGAACGAAUGAAAACUUUAUUUUGAAUUAUAAAAAAUAGCUUCAUUUACAAACACUAUAUCAAAUGAGAUAUUUCUAGUUUUGUUAACAUUCUUUUGCCUCGUACGCAGGCGCUAUAUAAUUUUCUGGUUAUACAUAACUAAGUGUCUCUACGUUGCAAGACUAUCUCAGGACAAAGAUACGGUGUAAAAAAUGGCAUUCCUGCUUGUUUAACUUUAACACAAUUUUCAGUCUCACUCAGUUGCAGUUCAAAAUUCUGUAAAAAUGAAGUGACAACCACUCGAGUGAUAGCCAGUGCAUAACGAUAUCCUAGACAUUUCCUAGGACCCAUACCAAACCGGAAGAAUGAUCCAGGGACUGGAUUCCGACCGGCAGAAAACCUCUCGGGGUUAAAUUCUUCUGGAUUUUUCCAGUAUGUCUCAGAGUAGUUCAGCGAGUACGUGUCGACGCAUACUGGAGUCUGUAAGAACAAGAAAAAUUUUUUUAAUGUGAAAUCCUUUCAGCUGUUUUAGCUUUCUAUUUGGGUUAACAAAUAUGCUUCUCAUUGUGUUGGAAACUCCACUAGUACUGUUCUCUAAGCCGCGUCUCGUUGUCUUAUAAUAUUUUGAUCUUAUUAAUAUGUCUAAGAAAGCUUUACCCCUUGAGGUAUUUGAUAAUCUCCUAACUCAGUGACACUCUUCACUGUCUUCUCCGGGAGACUGAGCGCUAGUGCAGGAUGCAUACGAGCACUUUCUUUCAGAACCAUUUCCAUAUAUGGUAAUCUCUUGUCCAGGUCCUCACAGCUGCUUGGUUCACAUCCUUGUAAUACAUCAUCCACCUCGGCUCGGAGUUUUGCUUGAAUGUCCUGGUACCUAGCGAGGUCUGACAGGGCAAAUGACGUGGCUGCGAAACUCACAUCAAUGUUUAGUAAGAGGAUUUCAUCUACUGAGUGGAGAAGCUGAAAUAACACACAAAAAUAAUAUAGGCUUCAAAUCAGACCAUUUGUUGUUUCAUUCCUGUUGCUGUCUUGUUGUCUUCUGCAAUUUUACAUGUGUUUGGUUG